This is a messenger RNA of Sorghum bicolor (sorghum), 941 nucleotides long. Its product is annotated as collagen alpha-1(I) chain-like. The coding region runs from base 56 to 715 and encodes 219 amino acids. The record is from RefSeq and is a predicted model, not a curated record. NCBI's taxonomy places the organism in Eukaryota, Viridiplantae, Streptophyta, Magnoliopsida, Poales, Poaceae. The transcript has a single exon.
AACGCCGCCGCAUCGGCAACUCCGGUUGACAAGCGCAAGACUGCAAGAGACGCCCAUGUACUCGAUCGGAAGCCGAUCACCACCGACACCAAGUCUCAAGGUCGUCACGGCCGCCAUGGCGUCGUCGCCGUCAGCGCCAACUAGCCCGCUCCCGCAGUCCCGCGGCAGUUGCUGCGCUACGUGUCCCGGCCUGGGCGUCGCGCUCGAUCGCCGAGCGCCUCCGACGACCAUAAUCAGUCUGCCGAGUGCGCCGCAGGAACUGGAUGUGGAUGUGGAUGUGGAUGUGGCGGCGUCCCAGUCCCAGCUGCUGCAGGCCGCCGCUCCUUCCCCGAAAGGGCGCCCCGGCGGCGCGCCGAGGCAAGGCAGCGGCGGACAUGUCCGUGCCGCCGCUCCGGCGGCGAUGGCGACGGUAGCCAGCUUGGUUAUGCCUUCGCGACGGCCCACGUCGCCGCCUGCUGGUCCCUCGGCACAGGGCAGCGGCGGCAAAAUCCAUGCCGCGGAAACGCAAACGCCGGCUGGGGCAGCGCGUGUGGUUAUUAUGCGAGGACCACCAGCUCCACCAGGUCCCCCUGCACAAGGCAGCGGCGGAAAGUUUCAUGCCGUGUCGCCGGCGGCGACGGCGGCGCGUGUGCUUAUGCGAGGGCCCGCGCCGCCUGGUCCACCGGCAGAAGGCGCCGGCGGCCGUGGUGGAAUCAUCCAUGCUUUUGCUUCUUGAAUCUUGAUUCUUGAUGAGUUGUACUAUAGGGGGGAGAUGUAUGCUGCUGUGUUUCUCUUUUACUUUUUGGAUGGAAACUUGGAAGAUCAGACUAAUAUAUUUGUCUGAACCUGAUCUGAGUGUUCGACAGUGAAUCGAAUCAAAAUUUUCAGUAUACAUGCAUGUUGAGCAUUUGGUUUUGUAAUUUGUAAAAGCCAUGCAUGAGUGUUCAUCCUAUAAUUUGCAA